ACACAAUCUUGUCUCUUCAGUCAAACAGUUUCUCCUUUUUAUCUUUAAAACACGCACCCAAAAAAUAAAACCCUUUGAAAACCAAAGAAGGAAGAAGAAGAUGUCGUGGCAAGCUUACGUAGAUGAUCACUUGAUGUGUGAAAUCGAAGGAAACCAUCUCUCUGCCGCCGCUAUCAUCGCCCACGACGGCAGCGUUUGGGCCCAAAGCGCCAAUUUCCCUCAGUUCAAGCCCGAAGAAAUUAAUGCCAUCAUGAAUGACUUUAAUGAACCGGGUACGCUCGCUCCCACCGGGUUGCACCUCGGUGGCACGAAAUACAUGGUGAUCCAAGGCGAAGCGGGAGCUGUUAUCCGAGGGAAGAAGGGACCCGGAGGUGUUACUGUUAAGAAGACCAAUAUGGCCUUGAUCAUCGGAAUCUAUGAUGAACCAAUGACACCCGGCCAAUGCAACAUGAUCGUCGAGAGGCUCGGCGAUUAUCUCCUCGAUCAGGGUUAUUGAUUCUCUUCGGUGUGUGUCCUUAUUUGAAUGCAUUUCUUCUUGGGUUUUUUUCUAUACGAAAAAAAGAAACAUGCAUCGAAGUGUCUCCGUAUUACUCGUAUUUACAUGGAAAAAGUUUGUAAUGGUUAUGUUUUAUGAUCUCUUUGCUUUGUUUUUAUGUAUUUUGUUUGAUGGAUACUAUGAAGGUUGUGGAGUGAGGUACUUUUGGUUUUUCUUCUUUUACAUUUACAGUGGAUAAUUCUACUGGAUUUGUUUAAUUUAAUUGACCCUUUGUUUCGGUU
Messenger RNA from Gossypium raimondii (Peruvian cotton), 777 nucleotides. RefSeq names its product profilin-2. The record is from RefSeq and is a predicted model, not a curated record. The transcript is spliced from 3 exons. Gene Ontology annotation, molecular function: actin monomer binding. Lineage: Eukaryota; Viridiplantae; Streptophyta; Magnoliopsida; Malvales; Malvaceae. Bases 101 to 496 code for a protein of 131 amino acids. Gene Ontology annotation, cellular component: cell cortex.